AUGAAGGUCCUCCUAGUGCUAGCUUUGGUGGCGGCGGCCGCUGCCUGGCCCAGCCUUGGCUUUCAGGGAGACGAGGGAGAAAGUUUAUAUGUGGACGGUGUUGCCCGAAUUCGAGACUUGCUCAUCGUUGAAAGCCGAAUCCGUGAUGCCAUUGCUCAUGGUUACAUUGUUGACAGAAGUGGUGAACGCAUCGAUAUCAUGAAUGAAAGUGGCAUCAACGUCCUUGGAGACAUUAUUGAAUCAUCUUUGUACAGCCCUAAUAUCCAGUACUACGGAGCCUUGCACAACACUGCUCACAUUGUACUUGGUCGUCAGGGAGAUCCCCAUGGAAAGUACGAUUUACCCCCAGGCGUGCUGGAACACUUCGAAACUGCCACACGUGAUCCCAGUUUCUUUAGGCUACACAAAUAUAUGGAUAACAUCUUUAAGGAGCACAAGGACUCCCUUCCUCCUUAUACUCAAGAAGAACUCACAUUCGUAGGUGUAAGCGUUGAAAAUUUGUCCGUAAAUGGAGAGCUUGAGACCUACUUUGAAGACUUUGAAUACAAUCUCAUUAAUGCCGUUGACGAUACGGAACAGAUUGAAGAUGUAGAGAUUUCUACUUAUGUGCCUCGACUCAAUCACAAAGAUUUCUCUUACAACAUUGACAUCAACAACAACAAGGGCGAUGAAGCACUGGCAACAGUCCGCAUUUUCGCUUGGCCUCAUCGCGAUAACAAUGGUAUCGAGUAUUCCUUCGAUGAAGGUCGCUGGAAUGCCAUUGAAUUAGAUAAAUUCUGGGUUAAGUUGACACCAGGAACCAACCAUAUUGCCCGUAAGUCUUCUGAGUCUUCGGUUACCGUCCCUGAUGUACCGAGUUUCCAGACUCUCUUCGAUAAGACCAAGGAAGCUUUGGAUGGUGGAGACUUCAGCCUUGAAAACUAUGUGAGUGCCACUGGCAUUCCCAACAGAUUCCUACUUCCCAAGGGUAACGAACAAGGUCUUGAGUUCGACCUUGUCGUAGCAGUGACCGAUGGUACGGCUGACGCAGCAGUGGAUGGCCUUCACGAAAAUACCGAAUUCAAUCACUAUGGUUCCCAUGGCAAGUACCCAGACAAUCGCCCACACGGAUACCCUCUGGAUCGCAAGGUUCCCGACGAGCGUGUAUUCGAAGAUCUUCCCAACUUUAGUCAUAUCCAGGUUAAGAUUUUCAACCAUGGUGAAUAUAUUCAACAUUAA
Molecule: messenger RNA, 1218 nt
Organism: Penaeus indicus
Lineage: Eukaryota; Metazoa; Arthropoda; Malacostraca; Decapoda; Penaeidae
Product: hemocyanin subunit-like
Exons: 3
Coding region: 1-1218 (405 amino acids)
Molecular function (GO): oxidoreductase activity
Source: RefSeq, a predicted model, not a curated record